AUGGAAGCAUUGCACGAUUCCGGACAUGACCAAGAAGGCCUCUGUGGAAUGCAACUUCUGCCAUGGUGUUACAUUGGUGGUAUUACUCGAAUGAAGUACCACCUUGCAAAUGUCAAGUAUCAAAAUGUCGUUUUGUGCCAACAAGUUCCAGCUGAUGUGAAGCAAGAGAUGAGGGAUAAGAUCUCAAGGAAAGAUGAAGCAAAGGAAAAGAAGGCCAGGGAAUCAUCAAUACGCAGAAGUGACGUCACUUUGGAUGGAAAUGAUGCUAGGGCUACUGAUGAAGAUGACAUCUUGGGUGGUGGUAGUGGGGGUGGUUUGCUUGUAUUAUCAGGGAAACGACAGAGUAAGGGCAACACAUAUGGUUCUAUGGAUAAGUUUUGCACCAAGUCAACAGAAGAGGUUGUGGCCGCAAGGAAGGGGGAAGGCUUUUCUACAAAGUUGCAAACCAAGUUGUCCACUCAAAGAAGGGAAGAGAGGCGGGUUCGUGCUUGUGAGUAUGUUUGUCAGUUCUUCUAUGAAGCCGGAAUUGCCCACAAUGCAGUCUUGCUUCCAAGCUUUGAACUUAUACUUGAAGCGGUUGGAGCGUUCGGGACAGACAUGAAAGGCCCCACUCCUUAUGAAAUGGGUGGCCCUUACUUACAGAAGAGCAAGAAGAAAGACGAGGAAGGAUUUGCUGGACAUAAAGAAGCAUGGAAGCUCACUGGAUAUGUGAGAAAAGAUGGCAAGAUGAUAUUUGAUCUUGUUGAUAGAUGCAUAGAAGAAAUUGGGGAGAAGAAUGUCGUUCAAAUUGUAACGGAUAAUGCCUCAGUCAAUAUAGCAGCAGCAGCAAUGAUGAAAUUGAAGUGUCCCUCCCUAUUUUGGAAUGGUUGUGCAGCCCACACAAUUGAUUUGAUGUUGGAGGACAUAGGGAAGCUUCCUAUGAUCGAACAAACCAUUGCCAAAGGAAAGGCUGUGACUGUGUUCCUUUAUGCGCAUACAAGAGUUUUGGCAUUGAUGAGAAAAUUUCUUGGAAAAGACCUAGUCCGCUCUGGUAUUACUAGGUUUGCAAUAGCAUAUUUGAACUUGAAAAGCUUGCAGGACAACAAAAAAGAGCUACAAAAGUUGUUCAGGUCCGAUGAACUCAAUGAAAUGGACCACCUAAAAAGGCAAAGGGGAAGAACGCAGCUAAAAUCGUUCGCUCUGAAACUUUCUGGAAAGCAGUAG
Aegilops tauschii subsp. strangulata is the source of this 1203-nucleotide messenger RNA. The record is from RefSeq and is a predicted model, not a curated record. NCBI's taxonomy places the organism in Eukaryota, Viridiplantae, Streptophyta, Magnoliopsida, Poales, Poaceae.